GGCUCCUUCCAUAAGUCCGUGCUUGGUACUUAGGUAGUUACACAUCGUCUGCGCAGUCCACGCAUCAUCCGUACUGCAGGGGAAUCCUGCAUCGAAUGACUGCAUGAGCACCGCAGUCGCCGCGCCGCUGCCUUCGCGCCGAGUCGUAGAUAAUGUUAUGUCAUUUAUCGAGCAGGUUGCACAGACCUGCAGUUCGGUGUUAAUCGAGCGAGCGGCUUGUUCGUGUGUCUAUAAAUGUAAUAAAGAAAAGAAGGUUACAUAUCUAUUAAUAGUUUAUCGGUAGAUAAAUUUUUCUACAAACUACUGUACGCACACUGUGAUAAUCUGUAACACGUCGCUGGUUCGUCGCUUGUCUCUCGCCAAAUAAUCUCACAAUCGAAAUUGUUAACAAGCGGUUCUCCUGACGAUUUCUUAUUUGACGUCUAGGUGCUCUGUGGAUGGAACGUUAUGAUUAAGAAGAGUUUGACAGCUCAUUAGAAAUUUGUCGAAAUUCUAGACACUGCACACCAAAAACGCAACGUCCGAUAAUCUUUGUCAGCAAUAUUUCACGACGCUGUUGAGCUCUUACAUUAUUGCUUCUCAUAUUCAGUGACCAUGAACGAUGGAGUCAGACUUCGCGUUCAUUCAUCAAAAGAAAUAUCAGAUGAAGUAUUUUACUCGAAGAAAAGGCAAUCGAGGACGUUUGAGACGCUGAAUGAAACACACCAUUUGUUGUACCUGCUGUUAUGCCUUUUGGCAGUGUCCUUGACAGUGAUUGUUUUGGAAAAGAAAUUGCCAGAGCCGUUGUUGACCGACACCGAGGGCCUUUAUCCUGAAAAGUUUGUCGCCGAGAGAGCAAGAAACAAUUUAGUCAAAUUGACUAAAAUUGGCCCUCGGAUAACUGGUAGCUAUGAGAAUGAGGUCAUGGCUGUUAAUUUUUUGAAGACUGAAAUUCAAAACAUUGUCAAAGAUGCUCAUAACAGUCAUGAAAUUCAAAUUGACAUCACUAAACACAGCGGUGCAUUUCCAUUAACUUUCCUGGAUGGGAUGACCAAUGUUUAUAGAAAUGUUCAAAAUGUUAUUGUUAAAGUUGGGUCGAGAAUCAACUCGAAACACAGCUUGUUGGUUAACUGUCAUUUUGAUACGUUUCCCGAGAGCCCUGGUGGUUCAGAUGACGGCGCUGGAUGUGCCGUAAUGUUGGAGAUGCUGAGAAUAAUAGCUCAAAGUCCAAAGAUAUUGAAGCACAAUAUUAUAUUUCUAUUUAACGGAGCUGAAGAAAAUUUGAUGCAGGCAUCGCAUGGUUUUAUAACGCAGCACAAAUGGGCGAGUGAAGUAAAGUCUUUCAUAAAUUUAGAAGCCUGUGGAGCAGGCGGACGUGAAUUAUUGUUUCAAGCUGGUCCUGACAAUCCUUGGAUUUUGGAAGUUUACUCUGAGUCUGUCCCAUACCCAUACGCUUCAUCAUUAGCACAAGAAAUAUUUCAGAGCGGAGUCAUCCCUGGAGAUACGGAUUUCCGGAUAUUUCGAGACUUUGGAAAAGUUUCUGGUCUUGAUUUUGCAUGGUCAACAAAUGGGUAUGUCUAUCAUACAAGGUUUGAUAACGUAGAUCAAGUGCCACUAGGUUCCCUGCAAAGAACCGGAGACAACAUCUUGGCAUUAGUACGUGGAAUAACGGCUGGUCACUAUCUUUCUGACAUAGUAAUGAAUCAUCAAAAAGGAAGUCUAGUGUUCUUCGAUUUCUUGGGUGCAUUUGUAGUUAGAUGGCCUGAGUAUCUAGCAAGUACUAUUAAUAUCGCUGUUAUUUUGACGGGACUUUACUCCAUUUUCCUCAACAUGGAAACUGCUCGUAAAUUAGAUCUGAGGCAUUCGGUCUACAUUAAGCAAUUGGCACUGUCUGUGUCAGCUGUGAUUGGUUCCUAUAUAUUCUCAAUGAUCUCUGUAACAAUCGUGGCGGUCUUUCUGACUCAUCUUGGAAAAGUUAUGAGCUGGUAUGCCAGACCAGCAUGGUUAUUUUUUCUGUACAUUUGUCCGACCAUAUUCUCAUCCAUGGCAUUUUUUUUAGCUGUUUCUAAUCAUCAAAAAAAGGAAAAUAUCACUCCAUGGACGCUUUAUUACUUGUAUUUCGAUGCGUAUAACUUACUAUGGAUUACAGUUUUGUCUACCUGUGUUAUACUACGACUCAGAUCUGGAUUUAUACCCUUACAUUGGGUGAUAUUUCCUUCUAUAGGAAAUAUAAUAAGAGAGAAAUUUUUCAAGAGAUGGAGAGAUGGGAAAUGGUUGCUGUACCACAUGGGUGUGAUUAGUUUGCCUUACAUACAGUCGUUUUACUUGACACUAGGCGCGCUCUACCUUUUUAUUCCAAUAAUGGGUCGAUCUGGUGCUGGUAUUAACGCCGAAAUCGUUAUUGCGAAUAUGAUAUCGUUUAUAUUUUGUCUCCUUCUGAGUUUCACUCUACCCAUAGUAAUCGUGGUGAAAAAUGCGGGCAGAUUAAUCAGCAUUAUGAUUGGGAUAUUCUUAAUAGCGGUUAGUAUACUGAUUUUGACACCGUUAGGCUUUCCGUACAGCGGUGAUCCGCUUGCUCCAGCACCGGCCCGAUUCAUGAUUGCACACACGCACAGACAAUACUUCAACGAAAACGGUACGGUUCGGCAUUCUGGUACUGGAUAUUGGUUGGUAGAUUUGGAUAUGAACAGCCCACACAACGUGGAAACCAUUGUACCAGAAGUAGCCACUGCAGGUUCGACGCUAAGAGAUUGCGAAGAAGAGUUAUACUGUGGAUUACCGUACCUGAUGCCUGUCACAACGUUUUUAUGGAAAACGAGCUGGAUUCCAGGUCCUGCGCCGUUGAUAAAAAUACCCACCAGGUUGGAAAGAAUUUCGAAGAUAACCAAAGGAAACAUCAUUAGUUUCAGAUUCAAUGUUACAGGUCCUGAUCAUAUUGGCAUCAUCUUAUCACCGUACGAAGGUGUGCGUCUGAUAAAAUGGAGUGUGUUGGACGAUCCGCCUCUGGAAGGACCUCUUUGGAAUAAUAGACAUACUUACUUUAUUUAUUAUGCUUGCGCAGCUGACUGCGACCCUUACAGUUUCAGCGUCGAUUUAGAAAUACCGCAUGGUCAUAAAGGGCCUUCAUUGAGCAUUGCAUUAGCAGGCCACUUUCUGCACGGUGAAAAUCAAAAAUCUUUAAGGUUCAAGACUUUCCUAUCUCAAUUUCCGUCUUGGACCGCAGUUAUUCCUUGGACUGCUACUUACACCUCUUGGAUAUAUUAGCGGUGAGCUGGGAUUAUGAUUACUAUGUUGUGAUGACAUGGGCUCGAUUCUAAUUCUGUUUAAAACUAUUUUAUAACGCAAUCAAAAGACCCUUUUUUUUUCUAUACAACCCAUGUAUUACUGCAGUAAAUUACAUGUUAAAGAAAUUGGCAGACUACUGCUACUAUAGGAACCGAAAACGCCUUACAACAGGACUAAGACGUAUUCGAAUUAUAGCAGUAUGCAUACAAAAUUCCUAUUGCAAAUAAAUUAGGUAGACGAAUUCUCACUCUGGUACUUAGUUUUUUUUUCUUUUUCAAAUACAAUCAUUUUUAAUUCGUAUGCAAUAUACAGGUAUUGGAUAUAUAAGUAUUGUACCUAAGUAAACUUUUUAGGUUUAGAUUAUCGUAUGCUUAUAAUUAAGCAUAGCACAAAUUCAUACACCUACGAAUAUAUUUAUUCAUGACGUUCUUUUGUCUCAUCCGCAGCCAGUAAUCGGCACCUUGUAUUAGCUAUUAUCACGUGAUGUUUCAGCUUAAGCAUACGAAAAUCUCGCGCUCUCCUAAUCGCGAAAGAUACGUGAGAAAUCUGCUUCAUAAUAAGCAAAAGUCGUAGUAGCAGCCUACCAGGCUACCUGAUUUCCAAUAUGGUACUAUAUACAGGCUUUAAUGAGGAAGAAGAGAACGGACGAGAAAUACAUAAUGUACAAAUAUUAUAUAUAUAUACACAUACACAUAGUGUAGACAUAUGUUAAGUAGUUGGUAACGGAUGAUUUUUUAAAGGUGGAGAAGAUUCACCAUUGUUAGUAUAAUUAUUAAAAGGUCUAUACAAAGCAAUUUCAGCAAUCAUAGGCUUGCAAUGGUUAGACCAAAAAAACAAUAUAUGACUAAUAAUAACUAACAGAAUUUGUUCGAGAAACGAUUCAAAUCACAUGUGACACAUGUUGUGGGUUUCUGUCAUGGUUACUCCCUUGUUUCGAAUUUCUUUGAUUAUUUUUUCUGUUUUAGAUGAUAAGUAACGUAAAAUAAGAUUAACGAUAAAGUGCCAUUAGAUAAAUUAUAGGCUAAAUAUACAAAAAUGAUAAAAUAACACAUAAAACUUGUUGCCAGGUGCAGCCGCGUACACUUCGGCACGCAUGUAAACUGAGCAAUUUCUCUUAAAAAGAUAACAAGAUAACGUUAUUCUGAAACUCGAAAGCCUAGAGCAUAUCAACAAAAGCCAAAAUAUCAUGAAUAUAAUAUCUAAAAUUGUCAUUUGACAAUUUAUAUAAUGCCAAUUUUAUACGAUUAAGUAAAAUAAUGAUUAACUAAUAUGUACUGAUGAUUCCAGUGCAUUCGAUGCUGCUCUGACAUGUAAUGUUCAUUCAUAAAAGUGAUAGUAAGAAAACGGUCUCGACAAAAAUUUUCGAAAAAAUCUAUGCCAUAUAUAUUAAAGUGUUUCAAAAAAACCGACUAUUUUUUUUUUUUUUU
Messenger RNA from Neodiprion fabricii, 4691 nucleotides. Its product is annotated as endoplasmic reticulum metallopeptidase 1-like. Gene Ontology annotation, molecular function: metalloexopeptidase activity. The transcript has 15 exons. Bases 595 to 3243 code for a protein of 882 amino acids. The record is from RefSeq and is a predicted model, not a curated record. NCBI's taxonomy places the organism in Eukaryota, Metazoa, Arthropoda, Insecta, Hymenoptera, Diprionidae. Gene Ontology annotation, biological process: proteolysis.